AUGGCGACGCUGUCUCCCGUCCUGAGUAUCCUGCUAGUCAGUCUGGUUUCAUAUCUCGUCAAAGUGCUGCUCCUCUCCAAGAGGAGAGGCCCGCCGCUGCCUCCCGGUCCCAAACCAAAGCCACUCGUGGGCAACAUCUCCGAUCUCCCUCAGAAAGGGAAACCAGAAUGGCUACAUUGGCUCCGCCAUAAGGACCUCUACGGUCCCAUCAGUUCGGUGACCGUCUUAGGACAGACCCUCAUCAUCCUCAAUGACUCGAACCUGGCAUUCGAACUCAUGGAGAAGCGUUCGUCGAAACACUCCUCCCGACCCCGGCUGGUCUUUUCGGGUGAAAUGGAAGCCGGGGCGAUCAUGUUGAAACUUGCCUAUAACUAUACAGUUGAACCACACAAGAACGAUCCUCUGAUCGAUCUGGCGGAUACGGCGCUCGAUUUGUUUUCACGUUCGGCCGCAACAGGAGCUUACCUCGUGGACGUGAUCCCUGCCUUGAAACACAUCCCGGAGUGGUUUCCCGGAGCCGGGUUCAAGCGCAAGGCCAAGGAGUGGAGAAAGGUCUUCAUCGAUCUUGCCGAAAGACCCUAUGCGUUUGUCAAACAGCAGAUGAAGCAGGGCAUCAAUGAGCCGUCCUAUGUCUCCCAGUUACUGGAACAGGGAAAUCUCGACGAGGAAGAGGAGUUUGUGAUCAAAUGGUCGUCGGCCUCGCUAUAUGGCGGUGCUGCUGAUACGACUGUGUCGUCGCUGUCAUGCUUCUUCUUAGCCAUGAUGUUGCACCCAGAGGUUCAGCGGAAGGCCCAGGAGGAGAUUGAUCGGGUCGUUGGCACCGAGCGGCUCCCAGGCGUUGCUGAUCGGGAGAAGCUUCCGUACAUCGAUGCGAUUGUGAAGGAGGUUCUGCGCUGGAACCCCGUGGCCCCUAUGGGUCUUCCUCAUAUGACUACGGAGGACGAUGUCUGUGAGGGGUAUCUGAUUCCAAAAGGCGCAUUGCUGUUGCCGAACAUCUGGGGCUUCCUCCACGACCCCAAAUCAUACCACGACCCGAUGACCUUCAAACCCGAACGCUUUUUAGAACAGGACGGGCACCCGCCCGAGCCAGACCCUCACAGCCUGGCCUUUGGCUUCGGCCGUCGCAUCUGCCCAGGACGAUUGCUGGCCGACACGUCGCUGUACCUGAGCAUCGCGCUCUCCCUGGCCGUCUUCAACAUCGGCAAGCCGCUCGACGAGAAUGGCAAGGAGGUGGAGCCCGUGGUGGAAAUGCAACCUGGCGUCAUCAGCCAUCCGGCGCCGUUCCAGACGAGGAUCACGCCGCGCAGUCCCCAGCACGAGAAGCUCGUUCGCGCCGUCGAAGUCGAACAUCCCUGGAAGAAGAGUGAUGCCGAGGUGCUGCAGAAUAUUACCUAUUAA
Molecule: messenger RNA, 1398 nt
Organism: Rasamsonia emersonii CBS 393.64
Lineage: Eukaryota; Fungi; Ascomycota; Eurotiomycetes; Eurotiales; Trichocomaceae
Product: Cytochrome P450 oxidoreductase OrdA-like protein
Exons: 6
Coding region: 1-1398 (465 amino acids)
Molecular function (GO): monooxygenase activity; heme binding; oxidoreductase activity, acting on paired donors, with incorporation or reduction of molecular oxygen
Source: RefSeq, a predicted model, not a curated record